Messenger RNA from Candida albicans SC5314, 444 nucleotides. It is a transcript of the gene CSA2, whose product is annotated as Csa2p. The transcript has a single exon. Bases 1 to 444 code for a protein of 147 amino acids. Lineage: Eukaryota; Fungi; Ascomycota; Pichiomycetes; Serinales; Debaryomycetaceae. The record is from RefSeq and is a predicted model, not a curated record.
AUGAAAUUUUCUACUAUUUUAGCCAUUCCAUUUGCAAUUGCCUUUGCCAAUGCUGCUGCUGCUCCUGCUGUUACUGCUGCCCCAGCCCCUGCUGCUGAUAAUCCUUAUACUAUUUACCCUCCUGUUCCCAAAACUGCUUCAAUCAACGGUUUCGCUGAUAGAAUCUACGAUCAAAUUCCAAAGUGUGCUCAAGAAUGUGUUAAGCAAAGUACCAGCUCUACUCCUUGUCCAUACUGGGAUACCGGUUGCUUGUGUGUUAUCCCUAACUUUACAGGUGCUGUUGGUAAUUGUGUUGCAUCCAAAUGUCGUGGUGCUGAUGUUACCAACUUCAGAAAGUUGGCUGUCGGUGCUUGCGCUGCUGCUGGUGUUUGGGAUCCAUACUGGAUUAUUCCAGCAAGUGUCUCAAGUGCUUUGGACGCCGCUGCUACCGCAACUGGUAAUUAG